ACGUGAUUUAAAGGGGGGAAACUCUUCGCCAUUACACGCUCGAUGAUUCACGAACUUUCAGGAAUGUAAACAGUAAGGAUUAUAACAACAUGCUGAGUCAGAAUGCAUCACAAACAGUGUACACUUUAGUCAUAUGUAUCUACCACUUAAUAAGGUAAAAGAAUGAAACUGGACAUCAUGAGGGUUCCAUACAACUCAAAUUUUUAUCCAGAUCCUCCAUCGGAUUUUUUUGACAUGUUCCAAAGGGCCAGUCGAGAAUUGAACCCUUUUAGAGAAAUUCCUGUUUUUGUAGAACCUUCUCCUCACCUCACAAACAGUCAGGAUCAGACAAACCGAGCCAGCGCCUUGUUCAAUGGCGCAGAUAUUCCGGGUGACUUUUGGGAGCCAGUCAGCCCAGACGAAGUGAAAAGACUUCGAAGGAAUAAUAAAAAAUCUUAUGAUAGAAAUCAGCUUGAAGACCCUGAAUCCCCAGAAGGAGAUAUGAUUGAUUUGUGUGAUGGGGGGGAGUGUGGUGUUUCAAAUCUUUGUGUCAACAAUAAUGGAGUGAAAGUCCCAAGUCGUCGUCGGAGUUUGUCCAAGUCUGGAAAACGUAAUGGGUCCAAGGCAGAGGAACUCCAUGGUGUUCAGAGAACUUUCUCCAGCAUGACAAACAGUUCUGGACCGUCCGAGAAAUGGGUAGACAGAGAUACGAAAUCAGAAGUAGCGAAACAGAGAGUAGAAAAGGAUCUGGAGGAAGCCUUUAUAUUCAAGCCCACAUUGGAGAAGGAAAACAAAGAUUGUAAACAGCUGGAAUACAUUGAUGUUGACUCAGAAGAAGAGGCAAAACAACUUCAAAACCUCUGUGAUUUUUUCGGAAGUGACAGCAGUAUUCAUUUAGCAAACAAAACCUCCGAAAAGAAUGUGAAUAUUAUCGCCACACCUAGUUACCCUGCAUACGACAUUAUCAAAGCUAUCUUGGAUAAAGAAGGUCGAUGCGUGGAUUAUAUUCGAGGGGAUGGCAAUUGUUUCUUCCGAGCUCUUAGUAAAGUGAUAUAUGGGACAGAAAGCUGUCACAGGGAUCUACGACAAGCAGUUGUUGAUCUUUUAGAGACCUAUCCAAAGGAGUUUGAACAGUUCAUUGAUGAUUCUGUAGGCGAACACAUCAAAUCCAUGAGGAAACCGGGGACGUGGGCCACACAGGCAGAAAUAUACAUCACUGCCACGCUCCUACAGCGGGACAUUUACGUCCUCUCCCCCGACCACACGGGCGAUGUGUAUCGCUGGCUUCUCUUCUCACCGAGGUUUGCCUACAAGGAGGCGUCUGUCUACGAUCAGUGCUACAUAACACUAUGCCACACCAAUGGCAAUCAUUACGACCGAAUAGCUUCUGUGGAGAAGAAAUGUAACUGUUAUGUCCCCCCUCCACAGAUGAUGGGAAUUUAUGGGGAAGUUGAUCUUACCGAUGACGUUGUCUGAGUCCAUGCAUUCCAUAUUUUGUUCUUUUUUCUCAUUUUGUGUCGAGUUCACCGAGUAUUUUAUAUGUAUUAUACAGAGUUUGCUCAUGUGCCAAAUAUUGGAAGUGUUCCUGUAUUUUCAUAGUUAUUGAAGUUAAUGAAUAUUGUAAAGCAGCAAUAUGAAUCGUGGUGCAUAUUAUUUUAUAUAUUUUUAAUUCUGUUAAGAGUGAAAAUAACACAUGAUGUAUUAUAUAUAAUGUGUGUAUCUUGAUAUUUGAUGACUUGUUUUUGAAUAAAGCUUAUAAAAGAAUA
This is a messenger RNA of Ostrea edulis (European flat oyster), 1745 nucleotides long. RefSeq lists its product as uncharacterized. The record is from RefSeq and is a predicted model, not a curated record. Gene Ontology annotation, molecular function: cysteine-type deubiquitinase activity. The transcript is spliced from 2 exons. NCBI's taxonomy places the organism in Eukaryota, Metazoa, Mollusca, Bivalvia, Ostreida, Ostreidae. The coding region runs from base 163 to 1455 and encodes 430 amino acids. Gene Ontology annotation, biological process: protein deubiquitination.